UUCGCGGCGUCCUAACGCUCGUACUACACAUUUUUAUAUUCUUUUAUCUAAAUUCUUUUAUGUUCAAAAACCUUAACCUUAGAUCCUUAGAUUUAACCUUUAAUUUCACCGUCAUCCUAAUCCAAAAUCCUCUAAUAUAUCAAUCAAUCCCCCAAAUCCAUGAUAUUACCCUUUGUUACCAAAGUCCUCCGUUAAAUCAUCUCUAAAACCAAUAUAUCCUCCGAAAUUUCUUUUAACUCCGAUUCACCAAACCAAGGGAAUAACUCCUUAUUUUCCCGAAUUCCCGAUAUCACCUUUUUCCCCAACAUCUCUGAUAUACCCCUUAAUCACUCCCAAUCCUCUGGUUUUACUAAUCCCCGCAAAUCCCCUGAUAUUCAUUUCAAUUACAUUAUUUUCCGAUAACACCCCAAAUUCCUGAAAUCACCAUAUCCUUUUUACUUUUCGAAGACCCAGAUAUCUCCCUUUAUCCCCAACUUGCUAUAACCCUUAAUCACUCCCAAAUUCUCCAAUUUCACUAAUCCGCUAAUAUCCCUGUUAAUAGCUCUAAAUAACGAAUGUCGUUUGAACCUAUAUCCACUGACAUCAUUCUUUAUAUCACUCUUUAUCCUCCUCUCAAAUACACUCUUUAUCCUCCCAAACAUCCGAAAACAUUUUUCCCCAACCCCCAAUUCCCAGGUCACAUUUUCCCAAAAUUCCAGCUAUUUCCCUUUGACACAAAAAACUACUAUAUAUCACUCUUUAGUUUCUAAAUCCUCCGUUAUCACCUUUUAACCCCUAAAACCCCGAUUUGACUCCUCAUAAUUUACAAAUCCAUAGAUAUUAUUCUUUAUUCUCGCAGAAACCAUUCUUCUAUCCCCCGAUACUUAUUUUAUUCCAAUAAUACACUGAUAUCCUCCAACAUUCCUUGAUAUAUUUCAUAAAUAUAUUUUAAUAGCUUGAUCCCUCGAUACCCCUCAAUUGAACGAUUCUAACACCAGUUCCCAUAUAUUAUUUUAAUCCGCCCCAACACACGAUAUAUUCACCAAAUCGCUAAAUCAUUCUUAAUCUCACCAAAUCCUGGACCUCCCUUUUGGAUUCCAAAUCCCUCGUUGUCUAUUCUCACCUUCUUUAAAAGCUUUGAAAAACUUAUUGUAGUUGUUAGUUACCUUUCGGCUUUACGGACCCCGUCGCUUCUUAUGCCGCUUCCCUGCUCUUGUUUUCUCACCCUUUCGUCCGACUCCUUUCUCUCGAAUUCAGGAUUGUCUCUCACUUAAACUGUUAAUUUUUCACCCUCACUUUUUCUAAAUCCUCGUUAUUUUUGAACACCUCAAAUUCUCGAAGCAUUUAUUAUACCCCACUUUCUCUGUUUUAAUUUUAUUCCCUCAAAUCUCCGAUAUAAACCUUUUCCAAUUGGAAGCACUGCAUUCAUUUCUCUGCUGUCCAUAAUCGCCUGAUAUCAUUUAUUCUAAAAUACACCUAUAUCGCACUUUUGUUUUCUUUAUCUUUGGUAUCAGGACAAAAUCAUACGUCAUUCAUCUUUUUACUCCAAAUCACGCAUAGCACUGUUAAUCAAAUCGCAAUUUGAUCUACCUUCCUUUGAGCUAACUCCGAUCUUUUUUCGCCUUUUUAUGUAACUAAUCUCUUUCUCUUUUCCUUCCUCUGUUUUCUCGACCAAAAACAAAACUGAUCUACUGUUGGAUGAUCUUACAACAGAACAGAUCCUUUUCUGGUUCUUUUUUCACCUGAUCUCUUCCACCUUUUUCCGUCUUAAUUUGCUUUUAUUCUUUUUCUCAUCGAAAAUAAACUCGGAUAAAUGACUCUAUCCCUGGAAUUCGUGUUUAUGUUAUCACCUGUGUACUCUUCCGCUUUUUGUUCCCCAAAAACAGAAUUACCACUAUUUUCCCCAAAAGCACCCAAUAUAACUCUUUAUCGCUUUAAAUACGCGUCAUCU
This is a messenger RNA of Meloidogyne enterolobii, 1930 nucleotides long. The record is from the annotation of a GenBank genome assembly. NCBI's taxonomy places the organism in Eukaryota, Metazoa, Nematoda, Chromadorea, Rhabditida, Meloidogynidae.